AUGGAUGAGCUGCAGCGCAUACUAGGUGGCACCAACAGCAGAUACAUUGAGGAAGUAAAAGGAAGAUGGGCAGAAUUCUGUGCCAAGGUGCAGUUCUACGGUGUGUGGAAGAAAGUCCUGAAACCACCUUUCCCUUUGGAUGUCCGCAGUGUGGAUUUCACACUCGCCCUCUUCAAUGCACUCCCAUCCCUCUUCCCCUCACCAACUUCACCACCAAAGAAGCUUGGGAAUAGCUGUGAGGCACUUCUUCAUAUCCUGAAGUCAGGCGAAGACCCCACCCUGUAUCUGGAGAAGCGUCCUCUCUCCUCCCCAGUUCUGCUUUUUGAUGGAUCAACCACCAUCGUGGCUGUUGGGUUUUGUCGACUCUCCAGCCAAACGUAA
Molecule: messenger RNA, 381 nt
Organism: Knipowitschia caucasica
Lineage: Eukaryota; Metazoa; Chordata; Actinopteri; Gobiiformes; Gobiidae
Source: the annotation of a GenBank genome assembly